AUGGCAAUUACUGGCAAAUAUGCGAAGCGACUCUUCGAGUCCAUAGUAAAACACCGACAGGGCAUUCGCGCCAAUUGCCCUACUUUGAAUGACAAAGCAUUAGCCAGCCGGCCCACAACUGUGACUGCAAAGCAUAUGGGCUAUGGUUAUGCUGUUUUUCGGUUUGCACCUUUUUGGCGGGAGAUGAGAAAAAUUGCUAUGUUUGAACUUUUAUCGAAUCGGAGGCUGGAUACUCUCAAGCAUGUUCAAGUGUCUGAAGUGGAUAUUGGGAUCCAUGAGCUGUACAAAUUGUGGAGCGAUAACAAUUCUGGCAGGCCGAUGCUGGUUGAGCUCAAACGUUGGUUUGAGGGCUUAACACUAAACAUAAUCGUUAGAAUGGUUGCUGGGAAAUGUUAUUUUGGUGCUGGAGCAACUUGUGAUAAUGAUGAUGAAGCUAGGAGAUGCCAAAAGGCAAUAAAUCAAAUUUUCCAUUUAAUUGGAAUUUUUGCACCAGCAGAUGCAUUUCCAAUUUUGGGUUGGUAUGACAUAAAUGGGCAUGAAAAGGCCAUGAAGAAAACAGCUAAAGAACUUGAUUCUAUACUUGCAGGAUCGCUAAAAGAACAUAAUGAGAAAACAAGAUGCACUUAUUCUUGGAGGCAGCGAGCCAGUGACACAACAGCAGGGACACUAGCAUGGGCCAUUUCAUUACUCCUAAACAAUCCCAAACUAUUAAUGAAAACACAAGAAGAAAUUGAUCUUCAUGUUGGUAAAAACAGACAAGUUGAUGAAUCAGACACACAAAAUUUAGUUUAUAUUCAAGCCAUUAUUAAAGAAACAUUACGUUUGUACCCUGCUAGUCCACUGUUAGGACCAAGAGAAGCAAUGGAUAAUUGUGAAGUGGGUGGCUACAAAAUUACUCCUGGCACUCGAUUUAUAGUAAAUGUAUGGAAAAUACAAAGGGAUCCAAGAGUUUUGGAAGAUCCCGAUUCUUUUAAACCUGAUAGAUUCUUGAUGAGCAGUCAUUCAAAUGUUGAUGUAAAAGGUCAAGAUUUCGAGCUCAUUCCGUUUGGUUCUGGUAGACGUUCUUGUCCUGGCGCGUCUCUAGCGCUACAAGUUCUUCAUCUGAUGUUGGCGCGUCUUCUCCAAGCUUUUGAGUUUUCUAAGCCUUUGGAUGAUCAACCAAUUGACUUGACGGAGAGCCCUAGUUUAACUAUACCUAAAGCGACACCAUUGGAUGUUCUCAUCACUCCGCGCAUUAGUGCCAACCUUUACAGUUGUUGAUGCAUUUCUUUUUGUUGUACGCCUGCUUAUCACCUGCGUUAGAAUCAAGCAGUUCAAUUCGAUUGUACCUGCCUAAAUUUCCUUGUUCAAGUUGGUUGAUUAGUCUCUCCUUUCUACUGAAUAAAACACAUGUUUGUGCCUUCAUUUUACAUGAAUAACAUAUCGGAGAUGUCAUUUC
Molecule: messenger RNA, 1438 nt
Organism: Lycium ferocissimum
Lineage: Eukaryota; Viridiplantae; Streptophyta; Magnoliopsida; Solanales; Solanaceae
Product: xanthotoxin 5-hydroxylase CYP82C4-like
Exons: 5
Coding region: 1-1260 (419 amino acids)
Biological process (GO): defense response to other organism
Molecular function (GO): monooxygenase activity; iron ion binding; oxidoreductase activity, acting on paired donors, with incorporation or reduction of molecular oxygen
Source: RefSeq, a predicted model, not a curated record